Molecule: messenger RNA, 1249 nt
Organism: Equus caballus (horse)
Lineage: Eukaryota; Metazoa; Chordata; Mammalia; Perissodactyla; Equidae
Gene: SNX22
Product: sorting nexin 22
Molecular function (GO): phosphatidylinositol phosphate binding
Source: RefSeq, a predicted model, not a curated record
GGGGGCGGGGCCGGGCGGCCGGGGUCUCCGGUCGCCGCAGGGAGAGCUCAGGCUCCGAGCGCAGCGCACGGAGGGGAGGGGGCCGGGGCGCAGAUGCUGGAAGUUCACAUCCCGUCUGUGGGGCCCGAGGCUGAGGGGCCCAGGCAGAGCCCAGAGAAAAGCCACAUGGCGUUCCGAGUGGAGGUGCUGUGCCGGGGGCGCAGGCACACCGUGCUGAGGCGCUACAGCGAGUUCCACGCGCUGCACAAGCGGAUCAAGAAACUGUACAAAGUGCCGGACUUCCCCUCAAAACGCCUGCCCAACUGGAGGACCAGAGGAUUGGAGCAGCGGCGGCAGGCCUUGGAGGCCUAUAUCCAGGGUGUUCUGUACCUGAACCAGGAUGUGCCCAAGGAGCUACUGGAAUUCCUGAGUCUUCGGCACUUCCCCACAGACCCCAAGGCCAGCAGCUGGAGCUCACAGCUGCACCACCGGCCUGUCAUCAGCUUCUGCGUGGAUCCCUACAUUUCCAUCCCAUCCCCAGCCCCAUCCUUUCUUUCCAUUCCUGCUACCCCACUGCAACAAGGGCUGAUGCUUAGUGUGGUAACGGCGGGUGCCAGAGAACUGCUGCAAGCAUUUUACACACAGAAGAACCCACCCUGGGAGGCAGGAGCUAAUGACCUUAUUUCAAAGACGAAGAAACUGAGGUACAGAGAGCUUCACGGUCCCCCAGCUAGGAAGGAGCAGAGCUGGAAUUCAAACCAAGGUGGUCUGCCUCUCAAGUCUCUGCCUUUACCCACUAGGCUAUCGUCUCCUGGGGCUCAGGCCCACGUGGUCCUAACAGGGACAGCCACACUGGUACCUCACCCAUCCACUUGCUCCUGCCUCCACAUCCUGAAUCCUGUUGCCACAUUAUUUUCCCUCAAACUCCUGUGUGAUUGGGUCUUCCUCCACUCAAGUCUUCAGUGGAUCCUCACUCCAUGUAGGACAAAGCCCUGGUCCCCAGGUCAGGCUGCAGCCCACCACUCCUGGCUCCUGGGGUGUGCUCCACUUCCAUUCCUUCAGCCCCACCUUUGGCCAAGCUCCUGCCACAGAACAGAGCUGGGCUCACACCUUAACCUUGCCUCCUCUUUGCCCAAAUUCUUCCAGCCAGGACCUGACGCACAUCUUCCGUCAUGUUCACAAGGCCGUUUCCUGACCACCGUGGCCUGAAACAGAUCCUCUGCUUGUCGGCACUUCGACAACGGCUGACUUCCCUCACCAUAUGUGGGCU